Messenger RNA from Erinaceus europaeus (western European hedgehog), 727 nucleotides. RefSeq names its product LLLL and CFNLAS motif containing 1 (gene SOFU1). The coding region runs from base 36 to 356 and encodes 106 amino acids. The transcript is spliced from 2 exons. Lineage: Eukaryota; Metazoa; Chordata; Mammalia; Eulipotyphla; Erinaceidae. Gene Ontology annotation, biological process: fusion of sperm to egg plasma membrane involved in single fertilization. The record is from RefSeq and is a predicted model, not a curated record.
GUGGGGACAGUCCCAGGCAGUGGGUGGGCAGGCCCAUGACUUCCCUGGGCACCCAGCUUUGCAGAGCAGUGCUCCUGGCUUCCAUCCUGCUGCUGCUGUGGGCAAAGGGAGUGAGGCCUCAAAAUGAAGACCAGGACUCUGAAGGGGAGGCUCAGAAAGACAACCUGCCCUCCAUAGACCAGGAUCAAGAACAGUUGGAAGAGCACUUCCUGGCCUCCUCGGUGGGUGAGAUGUGGCAGGUGGUGGACAUGGCCCAGCAGGAGGACCAAGAGAUGUCCCAGGCCAGAGAGAUCCAUAAUCACCUGUUUGACCUCGCCUUCUGCUUCAACCUGGCCAGCAUCCUGGUUUUUUUAUGAGAGACAUGGAGGCCGAGGUGGUGGCCUGGUUCCUGGAGGAGGACUUAGAUGUUUAUCUUGGCUUCAUGAUUGCUUACUGAUCCUCUUCUGGGAAGGCUCCAGGUCACUCUCCCCAGGGUGACACACACGUACCUCUACAGAUCUGUGCUCUGGCCAGUGACCUUUCACCUCAAGAUACAACAGCUGGGAGACCCCUCUGUGCCCAUCCACUGCUCCCUGGCCUGCCUCAGCUCUGCAUUCCAUCCUCCAGAGCCAGGAAUGCCAGACCCUUGCUAUCCCUCUCUCGUGGAGCCUCUUCUUUCUGGACCCAGGGCUACAGCUUGGGAAGAGCAGGCAACCGCAAAGUAACAGCAAUACAAUUCUGGAAACAA